Lytechinus variegatus (green sea urchin) is the source of this 1099-nucleotide messenger RNA. RefSeq lists its product as uncharacterized. Bases 5 to 910 code for a protein of 301 amino acids. NCBI's taxonomy places the organism in Eukaryota, Metazoa, Echinodermata, Echinoidea, Temnopleuroida, Toxopneustidae. The transcript is spliced from 5 exons. The record is from RefSeq and is a predicted model, not a curated record.
CAAAAUGACAUGGACGCGACACCAUGUAGAGGUAGCUGAAACGUGUGCUCAUAACCACCCCCACACGAGUCAUCUCACCGAGUGCAUCAGGGUUUUCAUCAAGGAUUCUUACUCUAAAACAUUUCAGUCUGGUAGCAGCGGUCAGAUGUUUGGAUGCAUGGUCAGCUGGGGCUUGGGGUGCAUUGUCUUCCCUCUCUGUCUUGGCGUCUUUCAGAUCGGUGUAUUCAAACCAUUAUCGGUGACAUCCUCUCAUCUGCUGGCUCCUGCUAUCGGCCUGGGUUCUGUUGCUCUGUCAGGCAUAGCUUCAUCAAUCACUGUCUUCACUGCAUACUCAAAUUACAAUGUAUCUGAAUCAAGAGAGCUGGAUGUGAGGUUCACAGAUCUAGUUUGCUAUGGACUUGGGUCUGCUGCAAUCUUCAAACUACUCAGGGGAAAAUUUUCAUCUGUUCUUCCAAGUACUAUUCUUAAACCAGGGGCGUUUGCAAGGAGAGGUAUUCCAGCAACAAAGAACUACGCUAGCAGUGGCAAGAAAGCAACAUUGGCAGCCAUUGGUAGUCGGCAUGGCUGUCACACGUGUGGGAAACGCUGGACCGCUAAGAGCUUCAUUGCUGACCACCAACCACCAUUAUCAUUACCAAAGAGAACGGAUAUUAUCCACACACUAUCCAAGCUGUUCCGUCCCCACGAGCCGGAGUAUCGCUUCUACCCCCAUUGUCCCAGCUGCUCACGGGUCCAGAUGACGUACCUUGGUGCGAUGGCCAACCAGCGCACCACCGACCUCACCAAAGGGCGCAUCGUGCGGAUGGAUUUCAAUCAUAUCGUCACGCACGCCACGUCAUUAAGACUCUACCACCUCUAUCUACCUCUCCCUGCGGUUCUGGCUGCUGCGUACAAUGCAUGUGCGGGAUAAACGGUCAUUCAGACUGGGCAUGACAAUACUCUGCAAUCGUUUUAUUUGCAAUGUGAACAGUGUUAGGAUCAUCUUACAUUCCAAUUUUACACAAGUGUAGUGACUUCCCUCCCCUUCUUUUUUCAUUCAUUGAUUCAUUGGGAACGCUGAUAAGUGAAAGUUUGAACAAUAUCACACGAACAAUAAGGA